UGAAAUUAAAGACAUUUUAAAAAUGUGAAACAGAAGGCUGUCCUACCUACCUGCUUAAAGGUAGACAAUGAUGGGGAAUCUCACACAUGAAUGCAUUUGACUGCCUCCAUGGAGUGAGUUCAGUCCUUUGCAUUCUCCCCUGAUCUGAGUCUCAGGAUGUCUGGUAUGGAUGUCCCAGCGAUGGUGGAUUUUAACAGCACCCUGCCAGAGAAUGGGACCCUCCUGAAGCUCAUGCCCACCUCCAUUUCCACAGCGGUGGACUCCUCCUCGUCCGGCCGACUGGAGAAUGUCUACAUCUAUGUCUCCAUAUUCCUCAGCCUGCUGUUGUUUCUGCUCCUCUUGCUGGUCAUUGCCCUCCACAGACUCAAGAACAUAAUUUCCUCCAGCUCCUCUUACCCAGACUGCACCAGCAAUGGGGGGAGCUCUUUCACCAACAUUGAGAUCUGUAGUGUGUCUUCUCAGAGGUCCACUGUGUCCUCAUUAUCUUACUGAAGGCCAGUGUACUCUAAAUAAAGAUGCAUAUAUUCACCCCUUCACAAAAACACAAGCAUGCACAAGCACUCACUCACAUACACACACAUGCACACUCAAGCACAUAUGCAUGCACAUACUCUCACCUGCAGAUGCUCACACAGGGAGGCAGAGGCAGACACACCUACAUGCAUGCACAUGUACGCACAC
Megalops cyprinoides (Indo-Pacific tarpon) is the source of this 681-nucleotide messenger RNA. RefSeq names its product serine-rich and transmembrane domain-containing protein 1-like. The coding region runs from base 157 to 492 and encodes 111 amino acids. The record is from RefSeq and is a predicted model, not a curated record. Lineage: Eukaryota; Metazoa; Chordata; Actinopteri; Elopiformes; Megalopidae. The transcript has 2 exons. Gene Ontology annotation, cellular component: intracellular membrane-bounded organelle.